AUGGCGACUGACCAUGGCGUGGAGGUUGCGGACCCAACGGAUGUUGAGGCUGGGCUUGGUGUUGUUGUGGUUGAGGCUGCUGCGGCUCGCCACUGGGCCUUGCCUGGAAUGUCAGACCAUGCGACUUCUCCAGAGAUGGCUGUCGUUCGCGCCAGCGCCGACAAUUCUCGAGAAUCGCCACCUAAGUCGCGCCGAGGUCGCGUGUUUGUUGUUCCCCAGCUCAAGGCCACAAGACGAUGA
Molecule: messenger RNA, 240 nt
Organism: Penicillium arizonense
Lineage: Eukaryota; Fungi; Ascomycota; Eurotiomycetes; Eurotiales; Aspergillaceae
Exons: 3
Coding region: 1-240 (79 amino acids)
Source: RefSeq, a predicted model, not a curated record